AGCGUCGGCCCACCGCGUCUCUCAACUUAUCCAAAACCAGAAGAACCUAAAAUUCCUUUAAAACCGUCCAGAUCCAUUUCCUCCCCCAAUCAGUCACACUUCCAAGUUCCAAUGGCUUCUUCUUCUUAUCUGAAUCUCUUCGUCUUCUCCUUCCUCUCCGUUCUAUUCAUUUCCGAAUCUCAGAUCUCUCAUUCGCUUAACGGAGUCGUUUUCCCCGUCAUUCGAGACAUACCAACCGGUCAAUACGUCGCACAAAUUCGUCUCGGAGACUCGUCGGAGCCCGUCAAGCUCGUAUUGGAUCUCUCCGGUCCCCUUCUAUGGUUCGAUUGUUCAUCUGGACAUAUUUCCUCGUCUCGGAGUCUGAUCUCCGGGAGCUCUAGCGGCUGCUUCAAGGCCAAGGUUGGCAAUGACCGAGUAUCAUCGCGUGGAGACCAUCCCGCCGAUUGCGAUUUGCUUGUGAAAAACGACGUCGUCGAGAUUGCGGCAAGGGGAGAGCUCGCCAGAGACGUCGUGUCAUUUGGAUCUGUUUCUUCUCCGGGAACCGUUGAUCUGCUGUUCGCUUGUGCUCCUCCGUGGCUGUUACGUGGGCUCGCUAGUGGGGCUCAAGGAGUAAUGGGCCUUGGAAGGGCCCAGAUCUCUCUCCCCUCACAACUCGCCGCGGAAACCAAGGAACGGCGUCGUUUAACGAUUCACCUGUCGCCGUCGGACGGCGUCGUGUCAACGAGAUCGGUGGAGGAGGUUUUCGGUUCGAGCGUGUCUAAAUCGCUGAUCUACACGCCUGUGUUAACCGGCUCGAGUGGCAAUUACGUUAUUAACGUGAGAUCAAUCAGAGUCAACGGGAAAAAGCUCUCCGUGGACGGUGGUCCGUUAGCGGCGGUACUAAGCACGGUGGUCCUUUACACGAUGCUUGAGAGCUCGAUCUACGCGGUGUUCGCGGAAGCUUUCACCAAAGCCGCCACUAACGCUACACUGGUGGCUCCCGUAGCACCGUUCGGGCUCUGUUUCACGAGUGAAGUAGAUUUCCCGGCGGUGGAUCUAACGUUGCAGAGCGAGAUGGUGAGGUGGAGGAUUCAGGGGAGGAAUUUAAUGGUGGAUGUUGGUAGUGGCGUCCGAUGCUUGGGAAUUGUAGACGGCGGUCCAAAUCGGGUCAGCCCGAUUACAAUGGGUGGGCUACAAUUAGAAGGUUUUGUAUUGGAUUUCGAUUUGGGUAAUUCCAUGAUGGGGUUUGGGCAGAGAACACCCUCUGUCUUAGUUUCAUUGCAACCAGAAGCUUUAUAGUAAACUAUCAUAUGUAAUUAACUCGUAGAUAUUCUCAAUUUUGCUCUCUUUGUCUGUAUGAAUCAUGUACUAAUGACAUCAAUGGAUACUUUAUAUAAGCAACUAA
This is a messenger RNA of Eutrema salsugineum, 1384 nucleotides long. RefSeq names its product basic 7S globulin. The coding region runs from base 112 to 1278 and encodes 388 amino acids. Lineage: Eukaryota; Viridiplantae; Streptophyta; Magnoliopsida; Brassicales; Brassicaceae. The transcript has a single exon. The record is from RefSeq and is a predicted model, not a curated record. Gene Ontology annotation, molecular function: aspartic-type endopeptidase activity. Gene Ontology annotation, biological process: proteolysis.